UGUAACAGGAAGCAGAUCUCCAGCUCCGAGUAAUGUGUCGAUGAGGAGCGAUCGAUCCAAGGAAUGGGUGCCUGAUUAUUUUGGUGAAACGGCUCCAAGCCAUCCAAAGCAAUGUUCAGUCUGUAAAGAGGUUUUAACGGAUCGAGGGUGUCCAAAGUGCCAAAAAACAACCCCAGAAACACAUGGUGAAGAACUCGAUUUAAAACUGAAGAAGAAACUUCAAAAAGAAAUGCAAAAGAAAUUCUCAGUUACAGCUGAGGGCAAUGGUGACCCCAAAAUUUCACUGAAAAGUAUUUACACAACUCUCUACGUAACCAAAGGAGAGAGUCUUUCUGAUGAGCAUGAGUUUAGACACCUGAAAGUCAGUCUUAAAAAGCAGUCCUCAGAAGAUUCCUCAGUGAACCUAACGGAAAUGUUUAAAUCUUUAGCGGACCGAGGGAAACCCCAAAGAAGGGUCCUGACAAAGGGAGUUGCAGGCAUUGGGAAAUCAUUUGCUGUUCAGAAGUUCAUUGUUGACUGGGCUGAGGAGGAAGCAAACCAACACAUUUACUUUGUUUUCUGUUUUGCUUUUCGAGAAUUGAACCUUGUUAGAAUGGAAAAAAGCUUCAAUGAGCUUCUGAGUGAUUUUCAUCCAACUCUUCAAUCUCUAAAAGAUCCUCCAGAUUAUAGUAAAGCAAAAAUAGUAAUAAUCCUUGAUGGUCUGGAUGAAAGCAGGCUGAAGUUAAAUUUUGAGAACAAAAAGACAGGGUUGUCUCUGACAGAUGUAACAUCUGUAGAUAACCUGCUUGUAAACCUUAUCCAGGGUAACCUCCUUCCCGAGGCAAACAUCUGGAUAACGUCCCGUCCAGCAGCAGCCAGUCAGAUCCCUGCAGAGUACAUUGAUUCCGUGACAGAAAUAAAAGGGUUUACUGAUGAUCAGAAAGUGGAAUAUUUUCAAAGGAGAUUUGGUAAUAAGUCAAGUCUCACAGAGAGCAUAAUAUCACAUAUUCAGUCCUCUCAGUGUCUGGAUAUCAUGUGCCAGAUUCCGAUCUUCUGCUGGCUUUGUUCGGUCUUAUUCUCAGAGGUCUUUGGUGGAGAUGAGAAAGCUGAAAUCCCUCAGACUCUGACAGAGGUGAUGGCACAUUUUGUUUUAGCCCAAACAAAACGUAGAAGCAGAAAAUAUGAAAAGAAGAGUAAGACCCACAUGGAGAAGCUUCUGGAGAUGCACAAAGAGUUUAAUUUGAAACUUGGGAGGCUUGCAUUUUUCCAACUUCUAGAUAAUAAUCUAAUAUUUUAUGAGGAAGACCUGAGAGACAAUGGAAUCGACACAGAAGAAGCUUCCAUCUUUUCUGGUUUUUGCAACACGGUUCUUAGAGAAGAAAAAGUUUUCUACCAGAGAAAGAUCUUCUUCUUUGUGCAUCUGACCCUCCAAGAGUUCUUUGCUGCACUGUAUGUCUAUGAAUGUUUCACUACCAAGAAAACCAAAGAGCUUGUAGAAUUCCUUAAGUUGGAGGAGAAAGAUUAUGCUUUAGCUGACCUUAUAAAGAUGACUGUUGACAAAGUUCUUGAAAAGAAGAAUGGUCACUUUUUCUUGCGGUUCCUUCUUGGCCUGAUGAUUGAACCCAACCGAAGACCUCUUCAGGGCAUGUUGACAUCUGUUGACCCAACUGAAGAUGCAGAAAAAGUCUUAACUUACCUGAGAUCUCUCCGAAGAAAGAACCUGUCUCCAGAUAGCUGCAUCAAUAUCUUCCAGACUUUGGUUGAGAUGAGAGAUCAUAAACUCAAAGAUGAGAUCCAAGAAUAUCUUCAACUGGACAAUCGUUCAAAGAAAGAGUUGACUCCCCUACAUUGCUCUGCCCUGGCCUACAUGCUGCAGGUGUCCAAGAAUGAACUGGAGGAGUUGGACCUAAACACUUACAACACAACAGAUGAAGGCAGAAGGAGGCUCAUACCAGCAGUGAGGAGCAGCAAAAAGGCUGUUUUGAAUGACUGCAAGGUGACUGCAGAGUGGAUUGAACACCUGGUCUUUGGCUUAAAGUUCCCAUUUUCUCCCCUCCGAGAUCUGGACCUGAGCAACAACGAUCUGAUGGAUUCAGGUGUGAAGUUACUCUGUGGCGGGCUGUCGAGUCCCUGCUGCAAACUCAAAGUAUUGAGGUUAUCUGGCUGCUGUAUCACACGGACGGGGUGCGAAUAUCUGGUCUCAGCUCUUAAGUCCAACCCCUCCCACCUGGUGGAACUGGACCUAAGUUACAACCAUCUGGGGGAAUCAGGAAUGAAGCUGAUUUCUGAGCAAUUUAAACAACAAAAAGUCAAUUUUAAACACGAUGGAAGUAAUCGGACAAAACCAGGAUUCGAAAAGUAUGCCUGCACACUUACUCUGGACUCCAAAACAGCACACAAGAAUCUGCUUCUAUCUGACGGGAACAGAAAGGUGACCUGGGUAGAGAAAGAGCAGCCCUAUCCUGAUCACACAGAAAGGUUUGAGCACUACGCUCAGGUCCUGUGUGAACAGGGCCUAAAGGAGCGCUGCUACUUUGAGGUGGAUGUGGUGGAGCCCUGCACUGUUGGCCUAGCAUACAAAAGCAUCAACAGAAAAGGAGACACAGUGAACUGCAGGUUUGGGAUGAAUGAAAAGUCCUGGUGUCAGAGUUGCUCAGGACAUGGUUGCUACAUAUGGCAUAACAACAAUAGUACUUUUGUCUCCUCUUUGCGCUGCUCUCGUGUUGGAGUGUACUUGGAUUAUGAGGCUGGCAGCAUAUCUUUCUACAAAGUUUCUAAUGACAGCCGCAGUCGUCUUCACACCUUCAAAGAUCUGAGGUUCAGUGAGGCCCUCUAUCCCGCCGUUCAACUUUAUCCUCAUUCUUCUGCUUUUUUUUGUUAGCUAACAUUACAUUAGGAAAGUGCAAAGCACCGGCGGGAGUAGAGAGUGACGAGUUUCUUUAAUUUUGGUGCUGCAAUAUUCCAAAGUAAGAAAGGGAUCUGCCUAUAUAUCCAAUAUUACGACUAAAAAAUUUAUAUAUUGUAGAAUAUUCUGGCUGGCUCGCCAAAUAUAGAAGCAGCUGUACUGCCUUAUAUUUCCUUAUCCAUGCCCUUAUAAUCCUAGCAGUACAUGCUGAAGGUCAAGUAUGAGUCUUAGCAAUAAUAAGGUCCCUAAUGGCUAAGAUGUUUUGGCAUAAACAGAGAACGUCUGUAUAAACAUUCUUUCCAGUGUCAGAGCAACCUCUGGCUUUCACCAGCACACGUGAAUUCUGGUAAGAUUUCGACAUAAUAUUCCGUUGUGCAUGUGCAUUGAGAUGAAGCCUGAGAUAAAAUGAGAGUUGGGGGGGAAAACUCAGAUGUCUGACGAUGUGGCGCUGAACUUAGCUGUUGAAGACAGCUGUAGGAAUUUGAAUUGUAAAUAAAUGUUUCCCCCCUCCGGAGGACAAAAUGAUGUGAAUCGUGUUCAGGUGUUCUUCUUUGUGUCAUAAGGGAAUUCUACCAAUGAGCUUUCACAAUUGGUGCAUUAAUCAGUAUAGGCAGAAAGCUUGCGCUGGUCACUGAAUUAAUUUAAGCGAUUCACCUUUUUGUCACCGGAUUGUGCUGCAGCAUAAAUUGGCAUCUUGAGAUAAAAAAGGAGCUGUCAGAGCUGGGUUGGUUAUGGAAUCAUUAAGAGUAACCUGCUGAAGUGAGGUUGCAGGAUAAUGUUAGAAAUUGGUGGAAACUCUCGGUCACGGAUUAUAAUUGAUUAUGAAUGAUGCAACUAAGAUAAAUAAGUACUUAUAUGUUAAGGGACCGCCUUUAAUUACAUGUUGCCGAGUUACAGUUCGGCUGAGCCUGAAGGGCUGUGUUGUUGAGGGACUAUAUUGAGAUCUUGUUGUUAUUGUCUCCGGAGAAAGAAACAGAGAGCAGGUUGGCUCUGUGUUGAUGUUGCUAGACCAAAAGUUGUUAAAAAUAGUUAACAAUUGCGUGCAAAUUAGUUAAAUUGGCUGCUUGGGUCUAUGAAGAUAUGAUGAUGUGCACAUGAAACUAGUUGUCAUGGCCUUAACAGUAUUAAUUUUGUGUGCUUGAAGAGCUCUGAGAUGUGUAAUUAUGUAUGAUCAGUGCUGUUUGAAGUGUGUGUGUUUGAUAUCUAAUCGUACACUAAAAAACAAUCUGUUUAAAUUCAGACCUCCUUCAAACUGUACUGAAUUUCAUGGUUUUCUUUAUAGCAAAACUAUUUUGUAACAUUAUAAUGCAUUACGUUCUGGUUCUGAGCACAUUAUUAGACUUAGAACCAGCAUGAGGCAGAAUAUCUCAUAUCACAUUUAGCAGAGAUAGGUUAGGACUUAGAGAGAACAUGCUUAUCAGUUCUUGCAUUUAGAAUUAAAUAACACUGAUAUUUAGAUAACUUAAUAACAGAGUAAGAUUUUGUCGUUUCUUUUCUUUUUCUUUGUUCAUUUUAGAAAAACUCGUUUCCAGCUUUGGGAGACAGAACUCACACUGAAAUACUGUGCACACUAGCUGAUGUUUACUUCAGAAAGACUGAAUUAGUAUUGUGAAAUGUAUAAGCACUAACUAAUAAGCUAAAAAAUCUUCAGAAUAUGUUACCAAUAGCCACUAUGUAAAUAAUUGCAACGGUUACAUCCUGAAUCCUAUGGGAUGUUGUCAGAACUUUUAUUUUAUUGCUACUUUAAAUUUUGAACAGUUAAGUUGAAGAACCACCAGCUAUGAUUUGUAAAGAUUCAGCCCAACAGUGGAUCUACAGGUUUAUUUUAUAUAUCAGAAAUCACUUUUCUUUAUUAUCACUACAUUCUCCGUUAAGGUUGAUAAACAUGAUGUAUUAUUCGAUCAAAGGUUUGAAUGGAAUAGAUCAAACAUUUCCAGACCAGUUUUUAUUUAAGUACAUAGGCUCAGCCUCAACACUACAGGACAGGACAGAUUUUAAUUGCAUACUCUGCAUUAACAAUGUACUAAUUACCUUGCUUUAAGUUUCUCUUCACAGAUGCUGCUAAACCUGCCUUGAAACCUUUUCUGAAGGAAGACUCAUGGUCUGUGCCAAAUAUCAUAGUAAGGUAGGAAAACUAUAAAUGGAUAUUACAUUUGAUGAUUAUUUAGAGCUCAACUGCAAAUACUUUGGAAAUGUUCCCAAAUUUAGUGAUUUGAAACAGUCUAUAAUAUUAAGUACUAAAUCAGAAGAUGGAGACAUAUGAAAAUUAUGUGACUAUGUUAGAAUAGGUCAUUAUUCAAACUAAUUAAAUAGAAACAUUUAAAAAGAACCUCCUAGUGAUUAUCUAGCCACAAAGUAGCACAUAAAAAUUAACAUGUUUACCCCUUAACUAUAUGGGAUACAACUAUUAUAGGAUGCAAAGGAAGCUGCUAAAAGUAAAUACAUCAGAAAAACUUAACUUGAAACUGUCUUCAACAUAAAAUAAUUUAUAAAGGAUGAAAUCUACAGAAGCUUUUGCAGGAUUUAAAGACAAUACAUUUCCAUAAAUUAGAGAUUCUAUGAAUCCUAAAAUAAUAAAGUAGACAUGUCUUUGUAAAAACGUUAAGUGAAACUUAAGACAUCGGUAUUAAGACUGGUUUCGCAAUAAUAAUUCAAGAUGUUUAUUUAAGUGGGAUUUGCUCUUCCCCAGCGUAAGGACUAGCUAUUUACUUAACGAUAAGAUACAGAAGUAGAGAGUAAUGUUUGAAAUGUUUUGUACAAAUUUUACUUGGAUUAUAACUUAACUCUGAUAUCCUAAAAGUGAAGUUACACAUAUUUGCCUCAAUAUAUGAGCAAGUUAAGUUUUUGAGGCAACUAAUAAAUAAUGCUUGA
Messenger RNA from Cyprinodon variegatus (sheepshead minnow), 5755 nucleotides. Its product is annotated as NACHT, LRR and PYD domains-containing protein 14-like. Lineage: Eukaryota; Metazoa; Chordata; Actinopteri; Cyprinodontiformes; Cyprinodontidae. The record is from RefSeq and is a predicted model, not a curated record. The transcript is spliced from 7 exons. The coding region runs from base 41 to 2860 and encodes 939 amino acids. Gene Ontology annotation, molecular function: protein binding.